AUGUCCCCCGGACUAAUUCCCCCGCACUUGAUCGGGUCUUAUAAAGCUUCAGCCGACGCUCGCCUCUGCCAUGUUUCAACAUGUCUUCGUCCCCUCCCCUCUCUUAGCCGGGCAACGGUAAACAAGCUGAACUCACUCGCCUGUUUCCCGUUCACACCAGAUCCCAUUCAGAGCUUGCAUUUUGUACACCAGCAGCGAAAGCGGGCCAAGACCGGCUGCUUGACCUGCCGUGCCCGCAAAGUCAAGUGCGACGAGACUCGGCCGCGGUGCAAUCACUGCCGCAACCUCGGGGUGGAGUGCCGCUGGCCCGAACCCGCAGCGAAGCGUUUCUGUCGCAUCUCAACGCCGCCCUCCUGCAACAGUCAGGGCCCUCAAUCGAUCGCCACGGGAGGGCCGCGAUUGUCUGCAUGCUUCCCUUGUCGUUAUGCCCGCUCGAAAUGCUCCAAAGAUCGACCGACGUGCGCCCGCUGCCGUGCUCACCAACACGAAUGCAAGUAUCCCGAGCCCCAGCGGUCCCACGCCCUCACAUCCUCGGCGCAGUCCUGGAUGAGGAGACUCCAAACGGCGGAGCUGGGCAACGCCGCCGAACUCUCGCGUCCGGAGAUCCUCACCAGCCUCACCAGCUCACCAGAGCCGGAAUCUGCUCCGUCACAUCCCGAGAUUACCGAUGGUCAACGGCCGGAAAUGCCGCCAGGCGAUGCCAGUCCCCCAGAGACGUCUGAUAGGUUGGAUGAUGCUGUUUCCGCUCUUUGUGAGAGCCAGUCAUCUCCAACACAAGUUACAGCAGGUGCAGUCGUGACACUGAGCCCGCGCAGAAGCUUUCUACCCAGCCAAGAUAGUAUUGAGCGUCUUGCGGUCGCCUUCUUCCGACACGUCCAUGUCUACCGGGCCAACGCCUUCCUGCAUCGUGAUCAGACCCUGAUGGCCAUCCGCGACGGCACAUUCUGUGCCCCGGUCGUCCUGGCCCUGUGUGCCGUCGGGGCGCGUUUCACCUCUCCGCCCCAACCAGACGACGUCGUCAUCAGCUGGGCCACCGAAGCGGCCAACUGGGUCACAACAGCGACCGAGGUCUCACGGGACCACGUUGUGGUCGCCCUUUUACUUGCUAUCUACAUGCAGCAAGCUGGUCGAUUUGCCCAAUCUCACCUGUGGUCGGCCAUUGCCAAUACCCACGCCGUCAGCCUGGGUCUUCAUCGCGAGUCGGCACCCGGCACCUCUUCUUUUGUGGAAAGUGAACGCGACCGGCGCCUAUUUUUCGCCUGCUAUGCCAUUAGCCGUUUCAUAUCCAAUGGCGCUCCCGAGUCAAUCCAAUGCCCUGCGUCUCGUAUCAACUUGCGGUUGCCAUGCGACGGCUUUAAUUACCGUCUUGACGUGAGCAUCGAGACGCCUUAUGCGACUCUCGAGGCAGACGAGCCAGAGCCGCCCGGCCCAAACAGCAUGCAGCGAAACGUUGGCGCCAUGGGAUUUUGGGUGCGACUGGUUAGCGUGAGGAUGAAGAUUAAGCGCUACUUCCAUUCCAUGACGGAGGACAGGGAAGAACGACACGCACAUCAGCAACCCAGUGCCAUUGGCACGACACUUGCCCCAUGGGGCGCUUCCUCUCCAUUCGUGGUGUGCUUGGCACAGUUGGCCUCCCUAUCCGAGUCUUUGCCCCCCCGGCUUCAGCUCUCCCCCGAGUUAGUGCUUCGACAGCACGAUGCUCCUGUUUUGGGCCAGAUUGUCAUGUUCUACCUGUGGUGGAAUGAAUGCCACCUUGAGCUUUAUAGCAUCGCUCUUCACGGAUAUCCCCAGUCCCUGGAUCCUACCGUCAUGUCAACCGCGCCGGCUGGCUGGAUUGACCAGGCCCGUCAUAACUGCUUGCGGCACGCCCAGGCUAUCACGGAUAUUUUAGACCUUGUGGAUCGGGAAAUGCCUCGCCAGCCGCUGACCAUCUCGGAUCACACCAUUGCGCACGUGGUUUAUUUGUCCGUGCGGGUACAAUUGGAGCUCCUGAUGCCGACACUCAAGGAUGGCGGAAUGCGUCUUGAAUUAAAGAAAAGAUUUGACAUGAUGCUGGGCUUUGUAGAAAGAACAAGUAAAUAUUUCCAUCAGGUGUCCCUGGUCCUUCACGAGAUGCGCCGUAUGUUGGCAUGCCACGAGCUUGCCUCAAGAACCUUCGACAGCGAGGAUGCAUUAUCUCAGACAGCAUCUUUGCCUUGGUUCUGCCGUCAAAAAGCACUUGAUUCCAGGAGAGCUGCUGAGCAAGCUGGUAUAAACGCAGCGCACUUCGAAGUAGAUCUCGCCGAACUUCUGCCUGAUUGCAUCCCAUUUGGCACUAUGUCGUGGAUCCGGGGCUACGACGUCAAUGACCCUUGCCGACUUCCCGAAACAGCAGAAUCAUCAUGGGAUAUUUUGCCCAAUCUGUGGAUGGGAGCCCCGCCCACUGGGCAAAGCACUAACAACCCUGUUACAGCCGUGAGUGAUUUUAGCAGCCUCGGUAUCUUCAAUACCUGGGGACGGAUAGACCCCAACGGGACUGGGUCUCGUUUUGAUCCACUGCUUCCUAGUCACUCUUUCGCGCAUCCAAGUGCAACGGGAACCUGUGGAACUUCAUCCGUCAUUUCUUCGGACGCUCCCUUUUCUUUAGAUCCAUUGGACACAUAGGCAGUUCUGGGCAAUCAAGCGUGGAUCUAGCAGCAUAUGGAUCUCAUUCAAAUUACAAGCUCUAUCUGUGGGAACGGCCUUGUUUUGUUUUGCAUGGAAGAGCUGAUUGACAAAGGUUUCUAUGGUG
Molecule: messenger RNA, 2770 nt
Organism: Aspergillus welwitschiae
Lineage: Eukaryota; Fungi; Ascomycota; Eurotiomycetes; Eurotiales; Aspergillaceae
Product: Zn(II)2Cys6 transcription factor
Exons: 8
Coding region: 1-2643 (880 amino acids)
Biological process (GO): DNA-templated transcription; regulation of DNA-templated transcription
Cellular component (GO): nucleus
Molecular function (GO): DNA binding; DNA-binding transcription factor activity, RNA polymerase II-specific; zinc ion binding
Source: RefSeq, a predicted model, not a curated record